GGCGGGACGGAGGAGGAAGAGGAGGAGGAAGAGGAGGAAGGAGGCGGCUCCAACUCCUCACUGUAUCCGGGUCACACGAGGAGCCACCUCCACGGGGACCACCGAGCCCCCCGCCUGGGCUCGCCACAUCCCACAGGUCUUCCUGGUGGAGCAAGAGGUGGAUGUGGUGGGAAGGGGUGGCAUGGAGCUGAAGCUCGAUGGUCCUUCCUCGGCCCAGAGGUCCGCGUGGACCUUCUCUAUCUGGUGACCCUCAAUAGAUCUCCUUCCCAUGGCCUUUCCCUGUGUCACUGUGGGGUUGGCGCCCGGGGUCACCACCCCCACCCCCCUGUGGCACCACUGGAGCUGCUAGAUUUGGGAGUCGGAGCUUUAAACUUUCCUGGGAGCUUUUGCAAAGCCCUGACUUGGGCUUGAGAUCUUCGUUCCUUCAGCUGCCAAGAUGGCGGACGGGAAGGAAAACGGCCUGGAGGAACUGGAAGGAUCUGAGCUGUGUUUGGAGCUGUGUGAGGUGGAGAUCCCUCAAGAGCCAAACCCACCGGCGCAGCGCGAGUGGGAGAGUCAAUCGCAAGAAGCCUCCGAAGAACCCAGCGAUGACUCCCAUGGACGCCCAUCACCAAGGAAGGGCGGACGGUUGCGCCGUGGGAGCCGCGCGACCAAGAGGACCUCCAGCCGCGGCAAGAAUGGGAAGAACACGGCUGGGAAGGCAGAAGAGGCCAUGCACAAGGGUCUCUACAGCUGUCCCGACUGUGGGAAGAUCUUCACUCGCAGGUCCUUCCUCAUCCCCCACCAGCGCAUCCACACCGGUGAAAAACCUUUCACGUGUCACGAGUGCGGGAAGGGUUUCCGAGUCGGUUCCGCUCUCAACAAGCAUCAACGGAUCCACACGGGGGAGAAACCCUACAAGUGCGCCGACUGCGGGAAGUGUUUCCGUCUCACCUCCACCCUCAGCACCCAUCGGAAGAUCCACAGCGGGGGGAAACCCUACGUCUGCCUGGUCUGCGGGAAGACCUUUCAGUUGAGCGCGUACCUGCUGGCCCACCAAGCCACCCAUAGCGCGGACAACCCUUUCCAGUGCCUCGCCUGCGGGAAGAACUUCAGCUUGAGGCGGUACCUGGCCAUUCAUCAGCGCAUCCACACGGGAGAGAAGCCCUUCAAGUGCUCGGUGUGCGGGAAGCGCUUCAACCGGAGAUCGACCCUCAUUGUUCACCAACGGGUCCACACGGGGGAGAAACCCUACAAGUGCCCCGAAUGCGGGAAGAGCUUCAUCAUGAGCUCGGAUCUCGUCACCCAUCGGAGAAUCCACACCGGGGAGAAACCCUACAACUGCCUCGACUGCAACAAAAGCUUUCGGUUGAGUUCCCACCUCACGAGACACCAGCGAAGCCACACCGGGGAGAGACCCUACAAAUGUACGGAUUGCGGGCAGAGCUACACGGACAGCUCGGGACUCAUCAAACACAAGAAGAUGCACGUGGAGAAGAAGCAGAGGACAUCUCAAGGAGGCCACCAAGGGGAGGGACGUUAUAAAUGUCCCUACUGUAGCAAGAGCUUCCAUGCGAAGUCGGCUCAGGUCCUUCACCGGGCCACCCACGUGGGAGAACGACCCUAUAGGUGCUCCAAGUGUGACAAGGCCUUCAGCCACAGCGGGACGCUACUGAAACACCAACGCAUCCAUACGGGGGAGAGACCCUUCAAGUGUCCCAUCUGCGAGAAGUGCUACAACGAUAGUUCGACCCUUCGGAGACACCGGAGGAGCCACACGGAGGAGAAACCCUACAAGUGUCCCAGUUGCGAGGAAUGUUUCGGCGCCAUCGCGGCUCUCCUGAAGCACCAACGGUUCCACACCGAGGGGAGACCGUACCGUUGCUCCGACUGCGGGAAAAAUUUCCACUCCAAUUUUCUCCUCGUCACCCACCGCCGCAUCCACACGGGCGAAAAACCCUACACCUGCCCCAUCUGCCAAAAAACCUUCCGCCAGGCUUCCCACCGAACGAGGCACCAGGAGAUUCACAGGAGGAAAGGGGUCGGCGGCGUUUCGCGGGAUGCGUCCAAGCAGGGGAAGAGCCAGCAGAAAGCGGGAGGAGAGGUGGGACGUGAUGGUCAAGCGACGAGUCCAGGUGGUGCUUCCACAGCUCAAGAAUAAAAGAGUUUGAGACGUCCCGAAUCCAUCGGUUGGUCCAAGUUGCUCAUCCGAAGAAGAUGCGCCCCACGUUCUACCUGAUGACCCUCAUCUCCGAGGCCGGCUCCUCCCCAACUCAUCAUGACCAGCCCUCCCACCGUCCUUCUCGACUCAACCUCGACUUCAGCCCUGUAAGUAACGCGAUUUGGAAAAGAAAAAUCGUCGCAACAUCUACUUUUGGACCCCAAAUUGUCCUUAAAAUGAGAAAAGUGAGGAGUAUUCAGAAAUACAUCCAGAGUGGAGCCACCUUCUCAUUUCUCCUUGGUGAGGAACCGGGUCUGAGGGACCUGAGGGGCUUCUUUGGGGAGGGGCUUGGUGGUGUUGGUGCCAAAGUCUUGGUCAAGAAGCUGGACGCAAGGACUACCUGGCGGUGAAAUCUUCGUUUUCUCUUGCAGUCAUCGUUACUUAAGGUGGGGAUGGGACCGUGGUUGACCCCAAACAUUGUCCCUUCGUGAGCUCAUCCAAUUUGUGGUGACCACGUUAUUAGUAAAUACCCAAAGGAAUGUUGCCUUGGCUUUGAGUUGCCUUCAAACCCAACUGCGGGUCCAUCUUCUCAAGAGAAGGUGAUGCCACAAGUCUACCUGCUGUGGGGCCAAGCUGAAGAUGACACCAGAAGUCUACGUGCUGUGGGUCCAUCUGAAACCUCAAGAGAAGGUGACACCAGAAGUCUACGUGCUGUGGGGCCAAGCUGGAACCUUGAGAGAAGGUGACCCCACAAGUCUACCUGCUGUAGGUCCAUCUGAAAGCUCAAGAAAAGGGGACCCCACAAGUCUACCUGCUGUGGGGCCAAGCUGAAGCUCCAGAGAAGGUGACCCCACAAGUCUACCUGUUGUAGGUUCAUCUGAAGCCUCAAGAGAAGGUGACACCACAAGUCUACCUGCUGUAGGUCCAUCUGAAAGCUCAAGAGAAGGUGAACCCACAAGUCUACCUGCUGUGGUCCAUCUGAAAGCUCGAGAGAAGGUGACACCAGAGGUCAACUUGCUGUGGGGCCAUCUGAAACCUCAAGAGAAGGUGACACCACAAGUCUACCUGCUGUAGGUCCAUCUGAAAGCUCAAGAGAAGGUGAACCCACAAGUCUACCUGCUGUGGUCCAUCUGAAAGCUCGAGAGAAGGUGACACCAGAGGUCAACUUGCUGUGGGGCCAUCUGAAACCUCAAGAGAAGGUGACACCAGAAGUCUACAUGCUGUG
Molecule: messenger RNA, 3365 nt
Organism: Chroicocephalus ridibundus (black-headed gull)
Lineage: Eukaryota; Metazoa; Chordata; Aves; Charadriiformes; Laridae
Product: zinc finger protein 883-like
Exons: 2
Coding region: 437-2140 (567 amino acids)
Biological process (GO): regulation of transcription by RNA polymerase II
Molecular function (GO): RNA polymerase II cis-regulatory region sequence-specific DNA binding; DNA-binding transcription factor activity, RNA polymerase II-specific
Source: RefSeq, a predicted model, not a curated record